Messenger RNA from Paralichthys olivaceus (Japanese flounder), 571 nucleotides. NCBI's taxonomy places the organism in Eukaryota, Metazoa, Chordata, Actinopteri, Pleuronectiformes, Paralichthyidae. The record is from RefSeq and is a predicted model, not a curated record.
AUGGUGGAGCUGCACCACAGGACCACGCCUGGUGGCUGGCUACAUUCUACCUCUCUGCCCGUAGGUGGCGAUGGUGCAGACGCAGCUUCAGUCUGCGACCAAGCGGCCGAUGGGUCAGCAGAGAAUGAAGCGGCCGCAGAUAAUGAUGCCAAACCCUCCACCACGACCACGGAGAGACACAUCUCCAUCCAAACCAAACUGGACGGCCUCGAGAUGCUGGUGGACCUCAAUGGAGCGGGACGCAAGUCUUGUCCUCUGUGUCCGGAGGAGAAGUUUAAAGCCUGUUACAGCCACAAACUGCGUCGACACCUGCAGAACCUCCACUGGAAGGUCUACGCUGAGUUUGAAGGCCAGAGGAUGUGCAUCUGUCACCUGCCCUGCAGGAACCUGAAGCCCGGCCUGGCUGGAGAUCAGGCGUCAGGACGACACGUGGCUCACUAUCACUGUGUGGUCUGCUCCGUCACUAUCGCCCGCAAGACCGACAUGGUCAGUCACCUGAAACGCCACGUCAACAAAGGAGAGACGGAGGCGAGCUACAGCGGCAGCUCCGACCUGCUGUUUGAAGAGCCUG